Brienomyrus brachyistius is the source of this 5493-nucleotide messenger RNA. Its product is annotated as F-box only protein 33. Gene Ontology annotation, cellular component: SCF ubiquitin ligase complex. Gene Ontology annotation, biological process: positive regulation of protein ubiquitination; SCF-dependent proteasomal ubiquitin-dependent protein catabolic process. The transcript has 4 exons. The record is from RefSeq and is a predicted model, not a curated record. Gene Ontology annotation, molecular function: protein binding. Lineage: Eukaryota; Metazoa; Chordata; Actinopteri; Osteoglossiformes; Mormyridae. Bases 152 to 1609 code for a protein of 485 amino acids.
GGUGCGCUCCAGUAGUAUUGAAGGAAAAGCUGCCCAGCUUGUUUAUUUUCACGGACGGCGAGCAGCGUAGAGGCGCAGGCCCGCACUGCAGACCUCCGAGCGGUUACUUUUCCUUAAUUUCCACUAAGUAACAGUCCAGUAGCUCUUGGCCAUGGCUCUGUGCGGGGGUGUCGGAGCCUUGGCCUUACCCAGCGAGCUCAUCGUCCACAUAUUUUCCUUCCUGUCCCCCCGGGACAAGCUCCGGGCCUCCGCCGUGUGUUCCCGCUGGAGGGAGUGUCUGUUCUACCCAGCGCUGUGGACGAAUCUGAAACUGCGUGUCGGUGGUGGCACUAACGGCGGGGGUUCGGGGUCCGAGGAGACCCCCAAGCUGGAGUUUCUCAUGCGGAAGUUCGGGUCCUUCGUCCGAGAACUGCAGCUGGAGUUCGCCCCUGUGGAGGGUUGCCUCCCGCUGCACGGAGUGGAGGCGCCGCAGAGCGACCCCCGCUUCCCCGAUCAGUGGAAGGAUGCCGUGAAGAUCUACCUGGACCAGGUGCUCUGUGUGCUGCGCGGCCUGCGGAACAACAGGAACCUAAGGAAGCUUAGCAUGUACGGCGACACCUGUAUUCUACAGGAGGAGGGGGUUCUGGACAGCCUUCAUCUUAGCCAGGUCGACCAGGGUGGGAAGAAAAUCAAAGAAAUCCAGCGACUGUUUGGGGAAAUCCUGGCUGAUAGCCGGCAGCUGAACUGGCUGUCCUCAGCAUUCAUGCUGGGUAUGGUGACUCCCAGCUCCCUGGCGGCUGUGUCCAAUGCUAGCGCCGGAUCUCUGGAGCACCUCAGUCUGCUGGACAACCAGCUGGUGCCGCUGCUGGGGGUGGUGGAGCUGGAGCGGCUCCCACACCUGCAUUCCUUGGCGCUGGACUUCAGCGACUUCAGUGCCACCAUGUGUCACCUGCUGUCAGGUGGUGACCGCGUGCCCCUGCACCGCCUUUCCCUGCUGCUCAACGGCGGCGCCCUAGCGGGCAAGCCUCUGAAUGGCACCCCGGCCGACGACGACUGGAAGGCCCUGGUACGCCACAGCGCCAACCUGCGCGUCUACAUCAUGGCCCUGGACACCGGCAGUCAAGACCUGCUGGCCAUCUUGAAGCCUAGCAUUCCACUGGAGAGGAUCCACUUCGACAGCUACUCUGCCUCCACCAGUGAGGCGACGGUGGAGCUCAUCUCUCUGCAGUACCACAAGACCCUCACCCAUUUCAUCCUCAUGAGGGACGACAGCGGCUUCCCAGACCUCAGUGACAAUCGCAACGAGGAUCCGCUCGUGCUUCUGGCUUGGCGUUGUAUCCAUCUGUCUGUGCUGGUCAUCCAUGGUUACACGGUGUGGGCCCACAACCUCAUCGCCAUCUCACGCCUGCGUGGCUCCAACCUGAAGGUGUUGGCCGUGUCGGAGGAGAGCAUCGACUUUGACCCGUACCAGACCCUCUCCGUGGAGGAAGACCCCGUGCACAACCUUAUCAAGGAGGUGUCUCUGGGACUGGGCCGCGUCUGGCACCCCGUGAUGGACGCCAGCAUCGUUCUGAGCGAGCCCACACAGCACUUCUACCGCGAGGUGCAGAGCUUCAGCGAGGGCAUGUAACUUCUCGCGACCUCGCCUGUCCCCCUCCCCCCGUGUCCGCCCUCAGACCCUCCUCCCCCCGUGUCCGCCCUCAGACCCUCCUCCCCCCGUGUCCGCCCUCAGACCCUCCUCCCCCCGUGUCCGCCCUCAGACCCUCCUCCCCCCGUGUCCGCCCUCAGACCCUCCUCCCCCCGUGUCCGCCCUCAGACCCUCCUCCCCCCGUGUCCGCCCUCAGACCCUCCUCCCCCAUUCCCAGACACUGACAUUGCCCUCACAUGUAAUGCCUAUGCUAAAUGCUCUUUACGUACUAGGCCCUGUCUCAUUUUAUGUUUUUUUUUUCCCCCCAAUUUUUUUUGUUUUCUGUAGUGAGAUCUAACCCUUUAUGUGCUGUUAACCUAGUAGUAGCUCUAUAUUUAUAUCUAUCUAUAUAUCUUGCUUCUGAAGAGUAUAGUCGGUAUUGGUUUAGUAGCUAAUAAGCGUGUGUGGGAGGGGCUUCUCUGUCUGGCUUAUGAUAUGUGCUGCGUUUUGUUCCGCUCUUAUGGAUGAGUAUAGAGCUGCAGAGAGCUAAGGCUAUCAGUUUGUCCGUCCCUGCCUUUUUAAGAUGAGUAAAAUCCUUUGUACUCUUACCUUUGACGAGGCUUGCGUCUUCCGGCCUAGGACGGAGCACUGAUGGCUACCCCUCUGGGUCUAGAAUAUUCUUUUUAAACCGCGUGUUAGCUCUUUGCGAUGAUCCUACGUUCAGGACGCUGGUCCUGCUGGUUUUUGUUAUCUGGAAGCGCGUUUUUGUGUCGAUGGGGCCCGUCCACCCUGAACGCAGAUGUUGGAGGCUGGACACUAGGUCCGCUGCGGAGCUCUGCAGGAUUCCAGGGCUCCUUCUCAAGUCGCCCCCCCACAGGGGGAGAAGGGGGGUCGCUCGCAGUCCCUCGAAAUACCUUUGGUCUGCCUCUGCUAUCAGCCAGGCACUAUGUGAGACUGUUGCGAUGAGGAUGACCACAAUCCGUGAGGCAGUUUGCCGGUUUUUCCGUUUGCUUGGGUAGUCUAGAGUCACAGUUGCCUUGAACGCCUCCUCCUCCCCCCCCCGCCCACCCCCGUAUCUGUUUCAAGGUCUACAGGUCUCAUCUGUUGAGCUUUGGACAGAAGAACAAAUAAGCUGGCCUGUUCUGUAUCUCAGGUACUUCUACGAUGAAGGCUGUUGUGCCAUUUGGGGGCUGAACUCAUCUGAAACCUUUUUUUUUUUUUUUUCCCCAUCUCUGUCAUUCCCUCACUUUCGUUUAAAAGGUGAACAUCUUCAUUGUGUCUCUGAGACUUUUAAAUGAGCUUCAAUGGUAUAUUUGCUGUUUUAAAUCUCAGUAAAGAGGGAACAUGGUGCUUCGGAGGCUUAGAAUGUAAAUAUGAAUUUGGUAGCCUUUUUAAUGGCAGGCCUGUAGGUUUGAUCCUACAGCGGCCCCUCCUGAUGGCAUUUUUCUCUUUGCUUGUCUAAGUGGAGCAGUGUUCCACUAAGGUACAUCGAUGGAGGUCAGCUGAUCCCCAUUGUUGCGUGUUGAUAGACCUUCCUCAGGAGGCACUGAAUGGUUUGGUCCAAAUGUUGGCGUGGUCUCGUUGGAGAACCUGCUCUGUAGGUCCGUGUCAGUUGUUAGACCAAAGCAAGUUGACCAGUGUUUCUGACCCAUUGGUCUGUAUCAGUUGAGGCCGACGUGUAAAGAAGUUAAAGGCGCUAGGGUGGGUGGGGGGUGGGAGGAGGAUGUUGUUGGUCCAAAUAACAAGGCGAUCGACCUGGUUUCGGAACAGCCCGCAGUGUUACUCUGGACAUGAAGGGACAUGAAGCCAGUGGUUUACACAUGACAGGCCCAGAGUAAGACUGAGCAGAGAUUGUUUCUAUAUAAAUUUGCAAUUUUCCUUAAUCACACCAAAAAGUGAUAACGGGUCGUUAAGUUGGAGGCAAGUGUUACAUGCGUGGAACUAAUCAAAUUUGUUAACUGUUGGAGCUAGGGGAGCAGCAGUUAAUCCAGUUCCUCAAGCUACUAACUGAGGCUACUAAUCUCUGCAGCCUGAAGCCACGUAGCUUUCGGUACCAAACCCCCCACCCCCCCCCCAGUGUCAGAACCACUCUUCUGUUGUGUGAUUUCACGUCUAGUGUAGUAGUAGCAACUGGACCUCUGUCUUAAAUGCCGCUCGCUCGCAUAAUUCUCCUGUGUGUUAAAUUGAGACGCGCUGAAGUAGGAAGAGGGGAGGCCAGUGCAUAUGGUGUACCGCUUUGUCACCAGUGAACAACGGGAAACACCUUUCUCAGGGUUAUAGUCAGAGCGAACCAGGUGGGGCUGCACUGCUAAGACCUGAACCACAGAAGCUAGUCGUGGAGGAGAGUAGAAACAAGUCACUGGAUUUCACGUGCGUCGGUGUCCGUAUCAGCUGCUGACGACACAGCGUUCGCCGAGCACCCACACCCUGGCGGGCAAGAGGGGGGCACGUGCCUCGGGCUCAAGUUGAACCGGUGCGUGCACAGCUGUGCUCUGGCUUGGUCACCAACAGUAGGACUCUAACAAUGCACCUGUUUCACUGUGAAGAGUGAAUGUAGAAAGUACAAUGGCAAAUCACUAGGUUGGUUCUAUCAAACCUGUACGCUGCUAUGAGACGUUGUAGGGACAUUCCACUGGGGGGAUUUCCAACCAACACGAGGCCAAAUGUCUGCAUGGAGCUUAUUUUUUUACUUUCUUUUGCAGUGGGAUCCAGUUAUUAGCCUGCAACUGGUCUGUCAUAAAGCCUCCAUGCGUGUUUCUGUGUCGCAGGCAGGCUCCGUCUUCAUCCACCGCGGUCAAGUUGGAAUCUCUAAGACCAGUUGUCCCUUAAGCUUGGAUUCCUUUUUUUUUUUUUUUUAUCUCGUGGAAACUGUAUGCAUUCACAAUCUGAAUUCUCUCACUGGAAAGCAGGGAGUUAAGACAGCGAGCGGCUUGGAUAUCAGUCUCGAGCGGGUACUCGGUCGCCUCUAAGGUGGCGUUCUCGCUUCCACCUCCGCUGCAGCUCGUCUUGUGUCCAUCCCACAUGGAGGGCCCUUAACCGAUUGGCGAGAGAGCGGCCCGGAGAAUCCCAUAAGUGCACUAGGGUCACGGGCUCGCUGUGCUGUAGGCUGGGGUGAACGGGAGGCCGCAGGUCAUGAGAGAGCAGAUAAACUAUGCAAGAGGAUACACAUCGUCGACCCGCCGCUCCUGUUUUCUGUCACUUACAAACGGAGAGAUCUUACCUGCAAAGAUACUUGGCCUUAUCGUUUUAAAACCUUGAUUCUUCGUAAGCCAACUCGGUUUCGGGGGCAGCCGUAGGUACGGACGUGGUCUCUGUGAGACUGGCCGUCUGGCCCCAGUUUUAGUGGUACGAAUGUUGUGCAUUUGUUUAAAAUCAGGACAGUUUGCAAUAAAGUCAAAGUGGCCACCAUGGGGAACUAGCAGUGCUAAAACCUGGCUGCUACCUUGUAAACUUCUGGGAUCACAUACGCGUGCAUACACACACGCACACACCCACAGUGUGUAUAUAUACAUAUGCCAGUAUAUGUAUGUAUUGGCACACGUCCGGAUUCUAUUUAUGAACAUGAAAAGUUUAUAAAGCGUUAUUUACAGAAAUGGUUUUACCAUCUUAAAUGUUUAAUAUUUGGACAGUGUUCUGUCUGCCUUUUUGUCUCCAGUGAGCACAUAGUGUUGGAUUUUAUAUGUACAUCAGCAGAGGGGAGUUUGUCCCAGUGGGGAUUAUGCUGGGUGUGGGAGGUUUUAAUCGAUCGAAGGCGAUCAGAGCUUAAUUAAAAAGAUGGGGAAACACAUUCGAGAAGCUGGAGCUGACCGUGUAAACCAGCUGAAUACCGAGUCUAUGUUGAAUGGAUGCAUUUUCUUUUAAUCCGUGAAUAAAGCAUUAAAAACGGC